This is a messenger RNA of Episyrphus balteatus (marmalade hoverfly), 3789 nucleotides long. RefSeq lists its product as uncharacterized. The record is from RefSeq and is a predicted model, not a curated record. Gene Ontology annotation, cellular component: nucleus. Lineage: Eukaryota; Metazoa; Arthropoda; Insecta; Diptera; Syrphidae. Bases 697 to 3378 code for a protein of 893 amino acids. The transcript is spliced from 5 exons. Gene Ontology annotation, molecular function: DNA-binding transcription factor activity, RNA polymerase II-specific; sequence-specific DNA binding. Gene Ontology annotation, biological process: regulation of transcription by RNA polymerase II.
CUUCUUGCAUUGCGAGUAAAAAAAUUUCUACUUCAAAAGAUUUUCUACCAAUUUUUAAAAAAUAAAAUAAAAUCUAUAAAAUAAAUGUGAACAUAAAAAUGCAUAAAUAUGAACAAAUAUUGAUUAAAAACAUUUGAUUUGUCAUACAAAAUAUACCAUCAUUGAAAAACUAUGAAAAGUUCUGUAUAAACAAAAAAAAAAUCGGUGAGCUGAACUUUUUUUUCUUCAUUUGCGAAAUCCACUGAUUAAACGCUCAAAAAGUAUCCUUAGCCAAUGAGGAUAAAUUUUUAUCAAGAAAAACAUACAAAAGUAUAAUAAAAAAAAGGAAAAGGAAAAAAGGAGGCCGCUGCUGGUUGCACUAGUUGCUAGUACAAUUGAAGAAUUUAGAUCAAGAAAAACCAAAUUGAUUUUGAUAAAAAAAUUCCAUCGGAUCACAAAAAAAAAAAUUGAUAAAGGAAUAUUGUAAAUUGAUAAAACUACUUGCGUAAGGACCUUAUUGGUUUAGCUUCUUUUUGUUUUUUACUUAAAUGAAAAACCUUUUGGAAUAGUUUGAGCUGCAUGUGAAAUUGAAAUUGUCUUAAAUACCUAACUACUCUACUAACAAAAAAUAAUCGAUUUUCGUCUUAAGAUGCAUAACCAAACUCGGCCACCGAGUUUUGUUAAAUUGCCCUAGGCACACAAUUUACAGCUUAAAUAAUGUUCACGCCCAUUAGAAAUCUCCUCACAUACAUACAAAAAAAUGCCAGCGGCUCAACAUUUUUUGGAGGAACUUCAUCGAACACAGAACUGAGUGAAACCACCGCAACCAGCACCACUAUGGACAGUGAAAUAAUUGAAACAAAUGUCAACCUAGUACCAACAAUGAUAACAGAAUUAGAACCAACAACUUCAUUGAAUGACCAAAAUAUCAAUGAAAAUAAUAACGAUACAAAUGAGGAUAAACUUUUAAAAGAAAGUAAAACAUUUUUGAGUACAGAUCCUAAUCCUACAGAUCCUCUGAAAGAAAAAAAUGAUUUUAAUGAAGAGGAUUAUUUGGAAGAAGGUGAUGCUGAGGAAGAGGAAAAAGAUAUAUUUCUAGAUUUUCCACCUGAAACAGAAAAUGAUAUUGAUUUUCCUGUUAGUGAGGUAAUAGUUCUGAACGAUCCAGAUUUAAAUGUCUCAAUGAAUUCAGAACCUACAGCUGAUCCUCUAGCGUUGGAUGAUUAUAAUGUUCAUUUGGGUAUUAAUUCGCCGAAUCCGUUGGACUCAUCAACUGAGGGUGAUGUCCUUUUUGUUGUUGAUAUUGAAGAAGUUGUUGGCCAGGCACCACGACUAAUAGAUGAAGCCGAAGAUUCUAGGCAAUUGACAGGAGUCAAAGCCACAGAUGAACAAGAGUUGCGUAGUGACGGUUCCGAUUCUGGACUGGGUUCGGAGACGUCAACUUUGCAAACUACUGUGACUGAUACCAGUGUUGGCUCAAUAAUGUGUGCAUCACCAGCUGCAGAGAAAAUUCCUCUCAGAUCAAAUUUAAAAAGACACAUUCAAGAUGUCGUCGAUGGCGGCGGCCAACAAUUGCAAAAGAAACCAAGAAGAUCAAUUAACUUUGAUGGAGUCAAAGUCUUCUAUUUCCCCCGCAUCCAGGGUCAUGGGUGUGUUCCGUCGCAGGGUGGAUGUACCCUUGGUAUGGGUGCGCAUCACAUUAGUUUUAAAACAUUUAGUUUGGCCGAGCAUGCAGCAGAGCUAAGACGUGCUCAUAAAUUGCAAUUGCAAGAGAUCAAUCCGCGCGGUUCGUCGAGUGAAGAAUCGGACAGCGAUGAAGAGCUCAGCGAAGGAAGUGGAUCAGAUUUAGAUGCCGAGACAAAUGGUUUCUUGCAACCGGUUUCUCCAAAACAACGAAGGGCAUUAUUGAAAGCAGCUGGGAUAAGAAAAAUUGAUGCAAAUGAAAAAAUCGAAUGUCGAGACAUUAGGAAUUCGAGAGAAGUUUGCGGUUGUGUUUGUCGGGACUUUUGUGAUCCAGAUACUUGUGCAUGCAGUCAAGCGGGAAUCAAAUGUCAGGUUGACCGCGCAAUGUUUCCAUGCGGCUGUUCGCGUGAUGCUUGUGGCAAUGUCAUUGGUCGUAUUGAAUUCAAUCCAGCUCGAGUUCGGACACAUUUCAUACAUACAAUUAUGCGUUUAGACAUGGAAAAUCGACAACAAAAACGCACUGACGAACUAACCUCUCAACUUGCAGCCCCAUCAUCACAUUUAGUUUACAAUAAUGUCUCUGCCUUGGCGAGCAGCAGCACAACAGCUAUAAGCACCUACAACCCAAUGCCCAGUUAUAAUAGUCUGGACCAAAGUUCCAAUGAAGCAGCCUAUCAUCAUCACAUGCAUCAGCAGUACAAUGUGUAUAACAACCAUAUGCCACAAACACAUCCUGCCAAUGGUCUAUGUGUCCAAUUGUCCCCAUCGAUGGUGGUAAUUGGACAAACAACAGCCGCAUUGCCUCCAACGCACAAUCCCUAUGCCAAUUCGACCAACAGCACUACAGAAACGGAUAGCAUAGCUUUGAACGGUGCAAACCUGCACUAUCAGGAUGGACCAAUAUAUCCACCAGUUAUACCACCUGUUGUAACUUAUGGCGAUAUUUUAACGCCCUAUGCUAAUACAGCGCCAUAUGAGAAUACGAGUAGCAAUUAUUCAACAUCAAAUGUUUACAAUAGCUAUCACAAUCCUCACCACCACAACAAUCAUGUUCAGCCACAACAACCGUUCUUGGGAUAUGCCACUGCUUGUAAUGGAGAAAUGCCUGAUUUUAGCGAAGCUCAUAACAGUUUCAUAAGCCUGAAUACGCCCGAUGCUAGUUCGGCCCGAUUGUCUGCAAUAAAUGAUUUGUUGCACAACACUCGAAACACCACAGCUGCAUUGGUUGCUGUUUCGCCUCUCGAAACUAAUUUGAACCCAUGUGAGGAUGAUCAAUUGUCAAACAUACCAGUUUCGAAGGAGAAAUUAAUUGAAGAAUGUGUGCAGAGUCUUGAGCAUUCGGAAUUGAGUAGAAGACCAGAGACACCUCCAGAUGAAGAACUUCCACCGGAAAUUAAUGAAACAAACAUUGAAAUCAUCCCAGAACUGCAGCUGCCUAAAACUCAAGAAAAUCAGGCAGUAAUGACAGAAAGUCUCUCUGAAAUUGUUGAGAAUGAAAAACAAACAGAAGAUCUUGUAGUUGAUCUAAAAGAGAGUGAGCCACCCCCAAAGAAAGUAUUGCAAGAAGAUGUGCCCACUUGCAACAUUGAUAAGUCCGAUAGCGAUUUACCUGUAAAUGGCUCUAAUGAACUUCAGAUCGAACCUCCAACUAAACCCGAGGAUAAUGGUAUUAACAACACAACAAAUCCCCCAACAGUCCAAACAGUUUCAGCUUAGGCACCCCACCACUUAUGCUUUUUUUGCUCAAUCCCAUGCAAGACUUUGUUUCUCCUUUACAGCGCCCACAAGGAGCGCUUAUAUAUUUCUGUGAUUAAAACUAAUUUUUUUUUUGGACGCGCUUAUAAUUUUUGAAAAAAAAAAUAUAUAUUUUCGUGUUUUUAUUUGCUUUGUGUCCAAAUUCCUAAGCUAAAUGCGAAACAAAACACAAACUGACAAAGACGGUCUUUGUUCGGUGUAGAUUGUUGUUAAUGUCAUUAAAACAACUUUCCAUUCAAACAUUUCAAAUAAUAUUCUAGUUUUAAAUACAACAUAAUAUUGUAAAUCAUCUGUAAAAGUUUAUCCAAUCAAGUCGGAAUUACAUUUCCGUGGUAAGUUCAAUUGUUUUUGUUUUGUUUUUUUCUCCUCCUU